Molecule: messenger RNA, 855 nt
Organism: Entamoeba invadens IP1
Lineage: Eukaryota; Evosea; Mastigamoebida; Endamoebidae
Exons: 1
Coding region: 1-855 (284 amino acids)
Source: RefSeq, a predicted model, not a curated record
AUGGACACAACAACAACACGUCAUACAGCUGGAGACGGAAGAUGGUUUCAAUCAUCGACCAAUGGACUUAAGAACGAAGUGAAUGGAUACAUCCAAGAUGCUUACAAAGCACUUCCAAAGCUUGAAGGUAAAGUAUUAGGCAGUGUAGCGCCACAUGCUGGGUUUCGAUAUAGUGGGCCCACUGCUGGGUUUUCUGUUGCUGCUUUAUUAAAAGACUCUGAAACGAAUGGGAAGCCCGAUGUUGUAUUUAUAUUGGGAUUCAGUCACUCCGCUCAUUUUGAAUAUGCAGCAAUUAUGGAUGGCGCCGCAAUCAAAUCGCCCAUUUGCACGUCCAAAAUUGACACGGACGCAAUCAAUAUAUUCAUGAAAGACAGACCAAACAUGAAACUGAAAUACAACCCUCACAACGGUGAACACUCGGCGGAGAAUGAAAUUCCAUUUGUCCAAGUGGCAUUCCCAGAGACCAAGGUGGUUAUGGUUCUCAUUGGAACACACAAGGCACAAGUCUUUAAAGAAGUUUCGGACGGUCUUUUGGAGGUAAGCAAAACACGUAAGAUGUAUGUCGUUGCUAGCAGUGAUAUGCUACACGACGAAGACUUCAAUUUAGUGGAAAAAACUGACAGGGUGACUGCGGAUUUGACUGAAAAUGUCGACUUUGACGGAUUACUUAAAAACUGGUCAUACGAGAAUCAAAUUUUCUGUGGGAUUACAGCAGUCGUACCUUUAAUGAUGUACUGCAAAGCUGUUGGGUGUAAAAAGGCUAUCACCGCAGACUUGACUAACAGCGAGAAAGUCACUGGGAAAAGAAACUCUGGGUGGGUAGUUGGUUAUGGUGCGUUUAUUUUUGUUCUCUAA